GAAAAGAUUGUUCAAUAGUGCAUUUUAUUGCUCUGCAGAAACAAAGGGAUAGUUUGCAGUCAAGUCAAAUUUUCUAUCCUAAUAAUUUGUUCUUACUCAUCUUGGAGAAUCAGAUCAAGUUGACUAGUGGGUUGCUUGAAAGUACCAGUUAAUGUAUCUGAGUUGUUGAGGAAGAUUAGAUCUAGCUACGAUGGAAGAUGUUGCUCAAUCUUCCGGGAAUAUCAGGCAACCGAAUCUGUUGAAAAGGCAUCUGGCGGAGGUGAUUUGCAGGAGGAUGCCGCUGAGAACGAUUUCUCUGUGGGGGAGGAAGUGGGGGAAAGAUGCGCGCUGUGAGUCUGCCUUCCUUACCAUUGACAAGGCUAUGGGGAAGAUAUUUUCGGUUUUCACGCCUUUUUGUUCGGCGGAUGGUACCGAUCAUGAGGAAAUACUGGAAAAAAUUGCUUCAGUACUGGACCUGGAUCUUGUUUGGUGGGACGAAGAUGAUGAGAUUAUAUGGGAAAAACUUGUUCCUCUAGUCCAGCCUGGUUGUGCUUGGGGGACAUGCGGUACUGAUGAUAAUGGUCAGAAAACAUUGGACAAGUCGACAGUACUGAAGUUAGAUGAUUUCCACCAGGCGAUCACUGAAACCCUGGACGGGAUUCGGGGGCAAUCAUUCCGGCAAGAAAUCGAGCAGCUUUUCCGAAUACUGUCAGGUGGUUCGCUGCAAAUUACUUGCUCUUAUGAGGAUCUCGAACUUCUUAAGGAUAUGAUUGAUUCCCUCUCUCACAAUUGGCUACUACUUGAGAAAACAAGCGCGUCGCAUGCUGGAGCAGUGGUGAGUUCAGGAAUCUCUGGUUGCUUCUCCUGGGAUUGUUUCAAUGCAAAAGCAAGAUUCUUGAUGAACUUGCUGAUUUUUGCCAUAUACAGAGGAGUCGAGCGAGGGCUGAUGGAAUCAUUGUUGACUCACAUUCAAGGCUUUGCUGUCGAUGCUGCGCGUUCCAUAUUCAUGUUUAGUUGCGACCAAGAUUUUCAGGUUAUUGCCGAACUUGGAAGUAAACCCCUGGUUUGUGGAAUGUAUGUAAAAGUCUUGCAAGCUUCAAAAUUGACGCUCUCACCCCUGAAUUCAACUCCAGCCCUUAAUAGACUUGCCUUGCGGGAGUUGGUUGAUUCUCUUCUCUCUCUUCUUUGGCAGCUAUUGCCCUUCAAUGAUCUCCAUGUGCGCUUCGUCAACCCGGCACAGCGCGCCUUCUCUUCCUUUUUGCCCUCCAACGAUUUAUCAUCGUUUUAUGCUUCAUUCCUCAAAAAUAUACAGAAGGCAAUAGUACCCUCCGUUUACAGGCUUACAGAAAUCUUUCACCAUCAAAUGCAGAAACUCUACGGGGGACUGACUUUCUUGAAAGCUAUUCUGGAUCAGCAAGGAAAUGAUCAGUUUGAUGAGCUGUAUAAUAAAAAGCAAGGUCUCAUCAGAUCUGCGACUUGUGAGGCUGGAAUCAUUAUCUUCUACCUUUUUGAAGGAAACCAAGAAGGAGGGUCGUCGGUGAAAAAAUUAGAGGCUCUCUUUUCAAAGUUGGAGAAAAGCUUUGAACUGAUCCGGGAACUAGCAACACAGAUACACCCACUUCCACUAUUGUCAGCAGCACCCUUUCCUCAGACCAACCUCUCGGGUUGUAUUCAUUCGGUAUUGCAGAAAAUGAAGUCAAUCAGUGAAGAUAAGUUUCAAACUGUCCAAGAUGAUGUUACGUUUGUAACAUCUUUUCUUGAGUAUGUUGUGCAGCAAUUUAACCAAAAUGAGAAGCUCCAAGCUCUCCAGAGUCGCAUUGCUGCCGUAGCAUAUGAGACUGAGUUUUUCCUGGAUUCUUUAGUGAUUGGAGAAGCUCUUCAGAGUCUUGUUGUGAUACUUGAUGCAAUCACACAAGAGAUCAAGCUCAUUAAGGCUGAGGUUGAGGCCUCACAGACAUUUCAUGCUCAGAAGCAAAUCACCCGAGUUGGUAAAACUUCCAGCAGGAUGCGACCGGCAGGUGAUCAUGUCCCGCUCCUCAAUGAGGUUUCAGUGGGUUUGAAAGAUGAGACACAAACUAUAAUCUAUCGACUCAAAAGAGGAGUGAGUAACAAACUGGACAUUGUUUCCAUUGUGGGUAUGCCCGGAAUAGGCAAAACAAACAUGGCUAUGAAGGUUUAUGGUGAUUCCUCCAUUUCCUAUCACUUCCAUGUUCGUUCGUGGUCUCGUGUUUCUCAGGUAUUCAACAAGAAAAGUGUACUACUUGAGAUUCUGAGUUGCCUUCCGGAAAAGCAUGUCCAUCAUUCAGAAAAGAGUGAAGAUGAUUUGGCUCUAGAUCUCUACCGAAGUUUAAAGGGAAAAAGGUAUCUCAUUAUAUUGGAUGAUGUGUGGGAUGUUGCAGUGUGGGAUAGCUUGAGAAUUGUUUUCCCGGAUGAUUCAAAUGGAAGCAGAAUCCUCUUGACAAGUAGACAUGCUGACGUGGCUUUGAAAAUUAAACCAGAUAGCCAGCCUCUCCGUCUUCGUCUGCUAAGUGAUGAUGAAAGUUGGGAACUAAUGCAGAAGAACACAUGUUUUGGAGAAGGUUGUCAUCCAGAACUACUUAAACGCGGGAUGGCAAUAACAAAACAUUGCAGGGGGUUGCCGCUAAUGAUUUUGAUAGUCGGUGGACUUCUUUCAAAUAUAGAGCCAGAUACUUGGGAGGAAGUCGAACAGAAUUUGGAGAAAGGUACUCUAUCACUUACAGAACAAUGCCGGGAGACUUUGGAGUUAAGCUAUCAACAUCUGCCUGAGCAUUUGAAGCAAUGUUUCCUUUACUUUAGAGCGUUCCAAAAGGACCAAAUCCUGGUCCGAAAAGUGUUAUGGUUAUGGAUGGGUGAAGGAUUCGUCGUUAAGCAAACUGAAAGUCAAUGCUUAGAGGAUGUUGCCAGGAGCUACAUGAUGGAAUUAAUCCAAAGAAAUUUAGUGAUGGUUGGAAAGAAAGGAUCCAGAGGUAGGGUCAAAUCUUGCAUCCUUCAUGAUAUAUUGUAUGACUUUUGCUUGGAAAAGUGCAUUGAAGCACAUUUUAUGCACUGCCCGCGCAUGAAUGAUUCAGGUACUUCCAUUAAGCCAAACAUAUUAUUAUAUCGGCUGUGUCUUCACUCCUGGAGGGGAGAAGGUUUUGCGUGGUCAAGGUUACGCACUCUGCUCGUUAAUGAUCACGGUAGAUGCCAUCCAAAACACUGGUACGAUAUGUUGCACCAGUUUUGGCAGUCGAAACUUUUAAGAGUUUUGGACCUUAGAACAAUCAACAUUGGCCACUUCUUUCUCACCGGAAUAGAAUUGCUUCUUCACUUAAGGUACCUGGCUUUGAAGAUUGAAGGUGAAGCUAUUAUCAUUCCACCAUCAAUUGCUAAUCUCUCAAAUUUGGAGACUUUUAUUUUUGAUUCAGUAAAUUUCAAUUUAUCACUACCAGAUACUAUAUGGACUAUGAAAAAUUUAAGGCAUCUGCACUUGACUGGAUUUGCUCAUCUGAAGUUACCGGAAGAGAAUCCUGAAUACGCCUCCAAUUUGGAGAAUUUAGAAACUCUUUCAACUGUACAAUUUUCUAGUGUCCAGAAAAUGAAUGAGGCGCUGAGGAAGUUCCCCAAGGUCCGCAGAUUUAAAUGCAGCCUCCUUAAGGUAGGAGACAUUGAAGAAUGCACGAUUCUAGCACUAGACGCAAUGAACCAACUUGAAUCACUCACCAUCUUUCCAACUCGCUCAUCAGAUUUUCAGGAUAGGAUGCUUGAAUCACCAAUUCCAGGAUUUCGGGAUUAUUUGAACUUUCAGUUUCCGCAGAAUCUGAAAAAGCUAGCUAUAUCAGGCUUUCAACUUCCGUGGAGUAGAAUUUCCGCAAUUGAUGGACUGCCUCAUCUCGAGGUCCUCAAGCUACUAAGCCAUGCCUUUUCAGGGGAAGAGUGGUAUGUAGAAGAAGGAAAAUUCCCCAAACUUAGAUAUCUGAAAUUGUCAGGCUUGGAUUUAGCCAGGUGGAUAUCCCCGGAGGAUGACAGUUUUCCCUGUCUCGAGAAAUUAGUAAUGGAAAGAUGCCGAUGGUUGGCCGAAGUCCCGACCUGCUUAGCCAAUGUUUUAACUCUUCAAUCGAUUGAGGUAACUGGCUGUGAAUCUGUCGCCGGUGCAAUCGAGGAAAUCAAGGAAAUGCAGAUGGAUACGGGAAAUGAUGAUCUGAAGGUCCUCAUCAAACCUUCACUGGAGGAUGAAAAUCCUACCACAUCAUUUUCAGAUUUUAUUGAAGGGCAGAAAAACUUUUUCCUUCAGUUCGGCAAUAAAUUCGUGGAAGAUAUACAGAGAGCCAGAAAUAGAAGACAAUAAACAUCUGAAAGUCAAGUUAGGAGGAGGAUGAACAGCAAGGUGUUGCAGAAGGUUCUUCUUCUCUCCAUUCUCAUGGCUUUAACCUUCACCACACUACACCAUCCAAUUGUCCUCUUUCUCAACAAAUCCAUCACUUUUUGUUUGUUUAUCUCUUGGGGAGCUUUUCAAGUAUCAUUAACUGUGUCUGUUUCGUUAAUCUUCUUUACAAUGUUUUGGAAAGAAAAUUGAACUAUAUCAUCAGCCUUCAGCCAGACUAUGGCGUAACCCUAUUGUACUAUAUUGUUGUUGUAACCUGUUUCUUACCAAUUCUGUAAAUUGAGUGCUUGAUUCAAUCAGCUUGAUCUAUUCCCAUUUUCCACGCUGAGGAAUUACUAGCCUUAAUCGCUAGGUAACUGAUUCAUCAGUAGACAUCUACAUAAUUCGACUCCUUAAGUGCAUUCUUGUUUACUGCAUAAUCUUUAAGUCUCUCCUACAUAUUCUGAGUAGAAACUUUUUGAACCCUAGUUUUUACGACAACAAUUCGAUUUCGGCCUAAUGUGAGUUUAAUGGUUACAAAUAUUUACUCUCUUGAAUUUGAAAGACAAGCAUGGAAUAUCUGUUGUAUCAUAAGGGAUGAAAGAAGAAUACCAGUCUUGUUAGUUGGCUCCCCAUCCGUCGGAGUCACCAACAUCCAUCUAGUUAAAACCAAGUAGAAAAAUGCAGGAGAGAGUGGGUGAAGUUAUUUUUCAGUAUUUAAAACCAUCUCGGCCAGAGGAAAGGCAAAAGACCACUGAAAAUGAUGACCACAUGGUCACUGAAUCAACAGAAACUGAACAUUAAGAUUCAUUACACUGGCAUAGUUAAUCAUUAAUCACAUCCAACAUCACUUGUUAAAGCAUAAUCCAAGCUUCAGAAUAAGACUCAUGUAGGAGAUGAUAAGAUUCCGAACAGACAUCAAACAGAAAAGAAUCGAAAAGGAAGCACUUUGAAUUUAAUGGAAUCUGCUUGCACUUGUUUUUGGCUUAAAUCCAGAGCUAUUGGGAGGCCAGAUAGGGGCACCCUUUUAAGCUUUUUUCACUGAGAAAAGCCAGAAAGGAACUAAAAAUGCUUCACACUGAGCAUCUUUUCUCGAUGAAGGUUAAAAAAAGAUCGGUCAGGAAGAUUUAUUAACACUAUCCAGAGCAAAUACAACAAAAGUUAUGGAUCCAUAUGCAAUGAUCUACAUACUUUAGUGUGACACUGCAAAAUCCAAAACCAGCAGCGACAAUAUUAAUCCAGAACAACAAAGUAAGCUUCUUUCUCAGGGAUGAUGAUUCGGUGGAAAAGGAAAUGGUAAUAAAACCUAAGAAGGAUGAACCUUUUUAGAGUUAGAAGAAAUGGCCCUGAGGGCAGAUUUCAUGGAAGCAGUAGCCGAAUUAACAGCAGCUUCAAUGUACUUCUUGGAAGCAAUUGUGGCAGCUUUCUCCAUAGAUUUCCCCAUCUUUCUAGCACCUUCACCUAAACUCACCAAACCAUCAUAUUCAGCUUGAGCAGUCCUGUUCAUUUCCUCUUCAAAACGCCGGAAUUCUUCCAUGGCACUCUCCAUCACAGAAUCCAGAUAAUCCUCUGUUUCCUCCAUGUAAUGCUCUGCUUCCUCCACUUCUUUCUCCUGCUCCAGUUCCAUGGCUGCCCAUGCCUUGUAAGACUCCAAUUCAAACAGCCUCAUCAGAUCUUCUAUGGUGGCCGGAUCAAAGUUCUUGUCUUGGAGAGCCUGAUCGGAUAGAAAGCUGAACUGGGUAAUCAAAGCUUCCAUUUUUUUUGAUUAUGGUAGAUCUUCUUCUGAUGGUUUGGUUUUAGUGUUUUACUGGUUGAAGUGAGAAGAUGAGCAGUGAGUGGAGCAAAUGGAGAGAAUCAAUUAAAGGGAAGUAUCCAAUUCCUCAACUUCUCAAUUAUGAACUAUCCUCUCUCUCAAGUCUUUAUACUGCCACAGAAGUUUAUCGCUUGCAUUAUUGUAUUAAAGUAAGAGGAAAUCAAUGGGAUACAGAGUACGAUGUAAAGGUAAUCUUUCAGUGUAGAAUUCUUUGGCAAAAAAGUAUUUACUUUGCAACGGUAUGGUAUAUACUGGCAUUACCCUUUAAUCAUUCCACUAUUAUUCGUCUUUUAUGUAAACGUUAAAAGAGAAAUUUUUCUUCCAUGCACAAUGGAAACUUCUACAUGGAUGAUUGAACAUCAAUUGUUCCCAUUCCUG
This is a messenger RNA of Oldenlandia corymbosa var. corymbosa, 6530 nucleotides long. The record is from the annotation of a GenBank genome assembly. Lineage: Eukaryota; Viridiplantae; Streptophyta; Magnoliopsida; Gentianales; Rubiaceae.